AUGUCAAGAUUAAUUGUUAAGGGACUUCCCAAGUAUUAUACUGAAGAAAAACUUAGAGAAUUUUUCUCCAAACAAGGAGAUGUGACCGAUGUUAAAUUAAUGAAGAAGAGAAAUGGUGAAUCCAGAAAGUUUGCAUUCAUUGGAUACAAAUCGGCUGAUGCAGCAGAAAGAGCAGUUAAAUACUUUAACAAAUCAUUUAUAGAUACGGCCAGAAUUGAAGUUGAGUUUGCAAAGACAUUCUCUGAUCCUACUGUGCCUCUUUCUUUCAAAGAAAAGAGAAAAAGAGAAGAGCAAAAGCUUAAGGAUGAACAGGAAAGACUUCUUGAACAAGAACUUAGAGCACAAGCAAAGAAGCAAAAGACUAAGUCGACUUCAGAGAUAGAUGAUGAAAUCGCUAGUAAUCCAAAAUUAAGAGAAUAUAUGGAGGUCAUGAAACCCUCUCAUCAAGUUAAAUCAUGGGCUAAUGAUACAAUUGCGGACGGAUCAGGUGGACCAUCUGUACAAGAUUUAGAAAAUGCUUUGAAUGGUAACAAUGAGUCUCCAGUAGACAAAUCCAACAUCGAGGUUGUCAAUACCGUGGAAGAUGCUAGUGAUGACGAGUACAAUGAUUUCAAAGAGCUCAGUAAUAAACACGGCGAAAAUGAAGACGAGGAAGAAGAAGAAGAAAUGAUGAGCUUAGGAGACUUACCAACUAAUGAAGAAAAUAAAGACAAAAAUGAAUCUGGUGAAAAUCUUGCUGCUAAUGAAAACAUAUCUGACUUGGAGUGGCUUAAAUCUAGGAGUACUCGUAUUAAAGAAAAUGGUGAAGUGCCAGAAAUUGUACCCGAAGUAAAAGAAGUCAAUGAAGUUACUGAAGCUACGCAGCAAUCAGACAAUGAACCUGAAAUGACACCUGAAGAGCAAAUAGCUCAUAAAAUUGAAGAAACUGGAAGGUUAUUUAUAAGAAACAUAUCUUAUGAAGCCAGUGAAGAAGAUUUCAGAAGCUUGUUUUCACAAUACGGGGCUCUUGAAGAAGUCCACAUUGCUAUCGAUACCAGAACAGGCAAGUCGAAGGGAUUUCUUUAUGUGCAGUUUUUGAAAAAAGAAGAUGCAACAAGAGCAUAUCGAUCCUUAGACAAGCAAAUUUUUCAAGGACGGUUAUUGCAUAUCUUGCCUGCUGAUAAAAAGAAAGAUCACCGUCUAGAUGAAUUUGAUUUGAAAAAUUUGCCAUUGAAGAAACAACGUGAGCUUAAAAAGAAAGCACAAGCUGCAAAAACUCAGUUUAGUUGGAAUUCACUUUAUAUGAAUAGUGACGCUGUAUUGGAAUCUGUUGCAUCAAAGUUGGGAGUGACAAAAUCUCAGUUAAUUGACCCAGAGAAUUCCAGUUCUGCAGUGAAACAAGCUUUAGCUGAAGCCCAUGUGAUUGGUGAUGUUAGAAAAUACUUUGAGGAUAGAGGCGUUGAUUUGACAUCGUUCGACAAGAAAGAAAGAGAUGACAAAAUUAUACUAGUGAAAAAUUUCCCAUUCGGUACCACUAUCGAUGAAAUAGGGGAGUUAUUUUCUGCUUACGGACAAUUAAAACGUAUGUUGAUGCCACCAGCAGGUACAAUUGCUAUCAUAGAAUUUCGUGAUGCACCAAGUGCCAGGGCAGCAUUUUCCAAACUUGCAUACAAAAGAUUCAAGAGUAGUAUAUUAUAUUUGGAAAAAGGUCCAAAAGACUUGUUUACCCGUGAGCCAACCACCAACGAGGUUGCUACCAUUCCAGAGCAACAGCAAAAUGAACAUGCAGUUGAAGCUAAAAUAUCUGCUAAUGAAAUUUUGGGCGAAUCUAAAGAGGAUGACGAAAUUGAACUGGUACAAGGUCCAACUGUUGCUGUUUUCGUGAAAAACUUGAAUUUUGCUACCACAGUGCAAGCUUUGUCCGAUCUUUUCAAACCUUUGCCUGGUUUUGUUGUUGCAACAGUGAAGACAAAACCGGAUCCAAAGAAUUCAGGCAAAACUUUAAGUAUGGGUUUUGGAUUUGUUGAGUUUAGAACAAAAGAACAGGCAAAUGUUGCUAUUUCUACUCUUGACGGUCAUGUUCUCGAUGGCCACAAGCUACAGUUGAAAUUGUCUCAUAAACAAGGAACCGGUACCUCUGCUUCUUCGAUAAAGAAGUCAGGUAAGUCUUCCAAAAUCAUUAUCAAGAAUUUGCCAUUUGAAGCUACCAGAAAGGAUCUUUUGGAGUUAUUUGGUGCUUUUGGUCAAUUGAAGUCUGUUAGGGUUCCAAAGAAAUUCGACCAGAGUGCACGUGGGUUUGCAUUUGUGGAGUUCAAUCUAAUGAAAGAGGCAGAAACUGCUAUGAGCCAAUUGGAGGGGGUACAUUUACUUGGAAGAAGAUUGGUGAUGCAGUAUGCUGAGCAAGAUGCCGAAAAUGCUGAAGUUGAAAUUGAGAGAAUGACAAAGAAGGUCAAGAAACAAGUUGCCACUCAAAACUUGGCUGCUGCGAGAUUGGCAGGAAAGGGCAAGAUUGAAUUGGAGGAAAAGGAUGAAGAAGAUUUUGAUUGA
Messenger RNA from Candida albicans SC5314, 2526 nucleotides. RefSeq names its product RNA-binding ribosome biosynthesis protein. Bases 1 to 2526 code for a protein of 841 amino acids. The transcript has a single exon. Gene Ontology annotation, cellular component: cytoplasm; nucleus; ribonucleoprotein complex. The record is from RefSeq and is a predicted model, not a curated record. Gene Ontology annotation, molecular function: mRNA binding. NCBI's taxonomy places the organism in Eukaryota, Fungi, Ascomycota, Pichiomycetes, Serinales, Debaryomycetaceae.